AUGGUGGUAGCAAUAAGACUUUUCAAUAGUCACUUUUGUGUUUACACUGUCUACUUUAUUCUUCAGAAAACCUUCUUGGCCUUCCUUUUCAUUCUUGUCACCUGUGUGACAAUAUCUGAUGCAUUUUGCCUCUUUGAACCACUGACGGCAGGGAAGCCUGGUGAAGAAAUUCUAGGCUGCAUCGACUCCAAGGGAACACUGCAUCAAUUUGGCUCCCAUUGGAGGGCUGAGAACUGCCUGGACUGCUCCUGUGGCAAGGAUGGCACGAGUUGCUGUAGCAGCUACGCAACACCAGUUGAUUUUGAUGAAGAGAAAUGCGAGAGUAUUUUCGACAAGCAGACCUGCAGUUACAAAGUAGUUGAGAAAGCUGAUCACAAAAAAGAAUGCCCAGUGUUUACAUGGGUGGGCUAA
Molecule: messenger RNA, 411 nt
Organism: Nothoprocta perdicaria
Lineage: Eukaryota; Metazoa; Chordata; Aves; Tinamiformes; Tinamidae
Product: beta-microseminoprotein-like
Exons: 3
Coding region: 1-411 (136 amino acids)
Source: RefSeq, a predicted model, not a curated record